This is a messenger RNA of Bursaphelenchus okinawaensis, 3135 nucleotides long. Lineage: Eukaryota; Metazoa; Nematoda; Chromadorea; Rhabditida; Aphelenchoididae. The record is from the annotation of a GenBank genome assembly.
AUGCUAAUGGUGAUGAACAUGAACUUUAACGAUGCAUCUGAGGCUGGGAACCAGUCCACCGCCUCGGGCAUCAAAAUGUCACCAUCAGCGCCACAGCCCAUGCCCGCCAUGCCGUUCGCACCGUUCGCCGCGUCCUUUGGCACAGGCAAAAUAAAUUACAGUAAGACCAACACGGCCUCCAACUUCUGGACUCCGCCGUUCCAGUCGUUCGCAACGUCGACAGAAGGUAAUGUUGUGAUAGACGCUGAGCCCACAGCUCUCCCGACCCCGCUUACAGUGUUCGAUUUCAGAUAACCGAUCUACAGAGAACAACGAACAAAAGCAUUCACUUAACAACUCGAUCCAAGAGAGGAUAUCUCCACCGCAGAAUCUCUUCCAGACGCCGAACAGGUAACAGAUUUAUAACUACGUCUCGUACAUUUACUACCACAGUCUAUCACGAUGCUAUAUUUAGUGUUUUUUUCCUAUCAAAAAUAGUAUAAUGUAUAACUAACCAUCCUUCAUAUUUGUGUAAUGUUAGUUAGUAUCUUUAGUUUUUCUAUUUAAAAACACAUUUUUUGUAAAAUUUCACCAUAAAAAUGUUUCUAUUAACAUUAAAAUUAUUUUUUAUAAUUACUAUAUUACUUUAGUUACAACGCUUUCCCUCACAUGUUCAACCACAUGUCCCAAUCCUGUUACAAUGACUUGAGCUACAUGCAACAGCGACAACUCCAACAAAGCAUGAAUUAUAUUCCCACGUCAUUCAACGCUAAUCAAGGGUCGGCAUCUGAAGCCGCUGACCAUCAUCCUUCUACGCAGAACCAUCAAGAGCAAAACUCAACCUGCUCGUCCAGUAAUACGUCUCUCCCUAACACAACAUUACCCAAGAACGAUUUGGAAGAAGCCCAAACCUCACCUUCUACAGCAGCUGGCGAGACGACGGUGACCAAGGAGAACAACGCCACGACCAACGUCUUCAACACUUCGAAUGAAGCCUACAACGCCAUGUCGCAGAUGCAAUGUCGCUUUCCAUUCGACAUGAGCAGUUCGAUGCCGACAGACGUCUACAACGCCGGGAUACAAGCAGCGUCGAUGGCCACAAACUCGUGGGGCUACGGCUACCCUGGGUAUGGCCUCGGCUACGCCAACAAUAUGAGCGACAUGAUGGGAGGUAGGGAUUAACCCGACUUUAAAGCAAUAUUGUCAUGAGAUUAGUUUUAUUAUGGUUUACUUUUAUUGCGGUUUGUCCAUCAAAACUUUUGGGAACAUCGCUACCGUAGACUAAUCCAGAUGAUUAGGAUUUGUUCCUGCUGACAGCUGGGACUCCAGAAUAAAGUCGUAAAAGUAGUCCGCUCAACAUGUCUGCAGGCUUUGAAAGAUGCCGCCGGCACUAAAGCCGUAUGUUACCGUACAGCUUAUGAACUCGGGUUUAGAACUUUUGAAGAUAGGUUUAGAAUGGCAGCUUAUAGCAAAAUAAAUUUUAAAAAAGUUUUAUUUUGAAAUUUGUUUUUAAAAAAUUUGUUGCUCUAUUCAUUUUAUGCUAGCUUUGAUUCUAGCGCUCGAUAUGCUUAACUUUAACUUAAGAAUAUACUAUCUAGGUUUAUGCAAAUAGGUCAUAAAAUUGUCAAAAUUCAAACUUUUAAAACUUAAUUUAUGCAAAAACACCUUUCAAGUAGUGCCUAAAAGUUACAGUAAGCCGGUUGAGAUUCUGACGCAACUUGAUAACAGUCGGCCCUUUGCUUGGCCCGCUGUCUUUGGCGGUGUGUAAAUUUUAUUGCCGCGCGACCCAGAACACCUUUACGAUGUUGUGUGUGCUAUAUGGCUACGCGCGUGGCCUCGGUGUACUUUGAGGGGCUUCCGCCUAUCUUCGCUUUCCAUCGACGCUUUUAAUUACUGGAGUCGGAAACGGAAUCGACGAAGGUCGUCGCGCUCUACCGUAGUCUUUUCAGAAGCGAAAACCAAUUUGCUUUAAAUUUUGUUUCCACUCUCGAGACCGGCUUUUCGAGAAUGCGCGACCGUCUCAUCCCCGUUGGUCCGGUUUACGAUCGCUCGUAAAACGGUGCAACCGAGGUGGAGAGGAUAUGUUUGGGCAUUGACUCAUGCACAAACACAACUAUCCCUAAUUGGCAUAUAUGCAAAUUAAAACACGGUUACGUGGCUGUACAGUACGUUGUGUAGAAUCAGCAUACGUCGUGUAGAUUCAGAAUCUUUCUUAACAUGUAAACUAUUUUACUUUACAAAAUUAAAAAGUACCCUUUUUAUUUUUUAAAUUUGUCUUUAUGGCCCCCCUUUGCAUCAAGGUACUUAAAUACCCUUCGAAAAUAAAAAAUGGUUCAAAAUGCAAAUUAAUGAUUGGUACAGCUUUUGCAGAGUCUCAGCUGGAAUGGACAACAAGUGGUUCUCAACGGAAAAAGCGAAAACCGUACACAAAGAAUCAGACGAUCCAGCUGGAGCAGGAAUUCAGAAGUAAUCAGUACGUGACGAAACAGAAGCGCUACGAACUCUCGGUGACAUUACACUUGACAGAACGACAAGUCAAAAUAUGGUUUCAAGUAAGUUUUGGUUUUAAAAUUAGGGAAAGGGAAAACAUAUUUUUAUGAUUGUAGGCUGACUAUGAUGAGAGUUUAGUAUACUUGCGUUGACAUGGUACACUUAACUCCAAUUCUUAUUUUGCAUGAUGCUGUUUUGAAAACAAGUAACUUAACUUUCAAAAUCACAACUUCAAUAUUUUGUAAAUAUUUUGGUCGUAUUUUUUUGCCAUUUCGUAACAGUUACCGUAUAGUUUGUUGUUUACCGUCGGUAACAGAUGACUUAGGAAUGGUUAGCAUACUUUACACUACCUUCCAAGGGAGGCAGUAACUGAUGAAGUUGACGUCUAUUUAGACUCUUAAAGUAUUUUACAAAGAAAUUGUUUUCAAAAAGACUUUAGACGUUGAGAUACCAUGUUCUUAGCGUUUAUCACUAAGCAGAUAAGGUACCAAACUUUAAAUAUUGAAGACAUAAGUCAUAUUCUGAUAGAAGUAAUGUUAAACCUGAGAUUGUAAGUAUAUUGUAGUAAUCCUUAUCUUCCAGAAUCGACGAAUGAAGGACAAAAAGCAGAAGAAUCGAGGCGACGUCGCCGUCCUCCACCAGCCUCAUCACAACGGGCUGAUGUGA